Nilaparvata lugens (brown planthopper) is the source of this 1474-nucleotide messenger RNA. RefSeq lists its product as uncharacterized. The record is from RefSeq and is a predicted model, not a curated record. The transcript has 2 exons. Lineage: Eukaryota; Metazoa; Arthropoda; Insecta; Hemiptera; Delphacidae. The coding region runs from base 493 to 861 and encodes 122 amino acids. Gene Ontology annotation, molecular function: nucleic acid binding.
AAUGUGCUUCACUUUAAUGUGCUUCAAUUCCAAGUACUACAAUUCUAAGUUCUAGUAGGUGAUUAAUGAUGUAGACAGUAAGGAAGAGAGGUAAUAAUUGACAGAAAUCCAAAAUGGCGAUGACUGUAAUUUGAGCCCCCUUAUGUGGCUGGUAUAUGAGCCCCAAAUUUUGAGGGGCUCAUAUUACAUACACUACAUCUUGUGUUCCUAAUUUUAUUUUUUCAUAUGCCACAAGUUCUGAAGAUCUGAACAAGACACCUGAACCUAAAAGAAAAAAAAUGGAACAGAUAAUAUGAUCAUGGCUAUCAAGGCAAUUAGGAAGAAAGAAAUGGGUUUAAAAAGGCUGCUAAGACAUUUUCAGUUCCAAGACAAACUCUUCAAAGACUUACUCAUAGUAAAAAAUCACCUGAAGAGGCAGCAGCCACUCGUCUGGGGAGGAAAACAAUAUUGGGAGAUAAGCUGGAGAAAUAACUUGUUGAAUAUCUGCUCCAAAUGGAGAGCAAGUUCUAUGACCUGACCAGGCAAGAUGUUCGCCGAGUAGCAUUCCAACUUUGCGAAAGGAAUGGAAUAAUUAUUGAUAAGACCAAGCCCACAAAAGACGAUCCUGUCCUUCUCAUCCCAGAUGGGCACAACACUCACACAAAAAACAUAGAUGUUAUGAACCUUGCUUGGGACAACUUCAUACCAAUUAUGAGUUUGCCUCCACACACGUCACAUAAACUACAACCAUUGGACAAGUCAUUCAUGGGGCCUCUGAAACACCACUACAGUGAACAAAUAUGGCACUUUAUUCGACAUAGUGAGAAACAAGUGGGACCUUGUGACAUCGCAGAGCUUCUAGGACAAGCAUACCUUGCUUGACAGUCAGGUUCCAUAGCUGUGAAUAGAUUCAAAACGACCGGACUGUAUCCAUGCAACAAAAAUGUUUUCUCUGAUGCAGACUUUGCACCAUCAUCUGAAGAUAUGGAAACUCUGCUACAAGCGAGGAAGAGAAAGUAAACACAGUCAGAAAUGGUAGGUCUACACAGCUUUCAACAGUCAGAGGAGGACGUCGAUCACCCAGAGAUCAUACAAAGCCCGAAUGAGAACAACCUACCCCAAACCAUCAUCCAUCAACAACCCAGCACAUCCACCUCGUCAUUUCAACCAUCUGCUGAAGAGUGAAGACCUAGCUCUCGCAGGUCCAUCCAGUGCUCUACCAACACUGAAACCAACUGAAAUAUCAGUUGAUGAUACAACUCAAAGAAAAAUUAAGGAUAAGUAAUGACUUAGAAAAUGUACUAAGAAACAAUUGUGGGGGAUUUCCCCUGGAGUUCAUAAUGAACAUCAAAUCGAAUACUGAUGCUAAAAAUGCAUCCAGGUACUCAGAUUUGAUGAAACAGUUUUCCCUCACCCUACAUUUCUAUUCCCCUAAAGCCUAUCAAUUUCUCUGUAAAAAUUUCCCUCUUCCUCACCCAAAUCUCUAAAAUCCUGG